Messenger RNA from Pogoniulus pusillus (Red-fronted tinkerbird), 6057 nucleotides. RefSeq names its product poly(ADP-ribose) polymerase family member 14 (gene PARP14). Gene Ontology annotation, cellular component: cytoplasm; nucleus. The record is from RefSeq and is a predicted model, not a curated record. NCBI's taxonomy places the organism in Eukaryota, Metazoa, Chordata, Aves, Piciformes, Lybiidae. The transcript has 18 exons. Gene Ontology annotation, molecular function: NAD+-protein mono-ADP-ribosyltransferase activity; NAD+ poly-ADP-ribosyltransferase activity; transcription corepressor activity. Gene Ontology annotation, biological process: protein poly-ADP-ribosylation; negative regulation of gene expression. Bases 43 to 5670 code for a protein of 1875 amino acids.
GAAACCGAAAGCGGCCCGGUGCGGGGAGAGGUAGAGGCCGCCAUGGCGGGGCAGCGCCCGGGCUCCUUCCCGCUGCUGGUGCGCGGUGACUGGGGUGCUGCCGAGCCUCCGCUCGCCCUGAAGAAGAAGCUUCUCUGCUACUUCCAGAGCCAGAAGCGUUCGGGUGGCGGCGAGUGCGAGUUGCAGGCCGCAACCGGGACCGGGCAUCUCCUGGUCUGCUUCGCCCAGCCCGACGUGAGGCAGCGGGUGCUAAAACAGCGGGUCCAUGAGCUCGACUGGGGACCCAGAAAGCGACUGUCACUGCUCGUCACCGAGCUGCCUGCGGACGGCGACCCCGUGCAGGAGUUCGGACCGGAUGGUGGGGCCGAGGCGCCAGAACCAAGUGACAAAUCUGAAGCAGAAGAAGCAACCUCUGGGAAAUCUAUCAUAGUAACUACUGCCUUUGGGGAGGAAAUAGAAGAUUACUUUGUGGAAAUGUACUUUGAAAAUAAAAAGAAGUCGGGUGGAGGGGUCAUUGAGUCCUAUGUCAAAAAGGAUCAGCAAAUUAUCAUUACUUUUCAGGAUGAGAAAGAUGCCCAAGAAGUUUUGCAAAGGAAGCAUCACUCCGUGAACAAAAUUGUUCUGUUCGUCAAGCCAUUUGAAGUGGAGGAGUCUCAAGAACCCCAGCUUUCCACCACAGUUGUGCUCGAAAACGUGCAGGAGACCGUGAAAGAGUGCAUGUUAAUUAUGCUGGUAGAGAACAUCAGUGGCUUGUCAGAGGAUGAUGGUGACUUCAGUGUGGAAAUGAUACCUGAAUUACAUGCUGCUGUAGUUACUUUCACUGGAAACAUUGUUGCAGCAGAAUUUGCUGAAAAUCUUAAUCAAAACCAUAGAGCAAAGCAGCAAAAUAUUACUGCAUGGUGCCUUGAGCUAACAAAUUGUGUUAGGGUUGAAAAUAUACCACCUGACACACCCACUGACUAUAUAACUGUCUACUUUGAAAAUAAGAAGAAUGGAGGUGCCCAGGUGGUGCGUGUUCAGCAGCUGCCUGAUGAAGAUGCAGCUGUCAUUACGUUCAAUGACCAUAAAGAUGUAACCAAUAUCUUGGCAAAGCAGCAUUCACUCUGCAAAUCACCAAUCUCUGUCUACCCUUACUACACCUCACUGGGAACAGCUCUAUAUGGAAAAGAAGGGCCACAAAUAAAGAUGCCAGAUCCGGUUACGGUGCUUCUGGAUUCAUAUAUCUGGUGUUACUUGCAGAGCAACAACAGGCUGACUGAGGCCAUUAGCUGUGAAAUGGCAAAGUGUAAUUGUGUGGUAACGUGGCCUGAACCCCACUGUGCAGAGCCAAAAGUUACUUUGCAUCCUUCAGACGCUUUGUCUGAGCGGAGGAGAUUAGUAUCUCAGUUGGUCAAGACAUGGAAGGAAAAUGUUACCACAGUGUUUUCACAAACCCUAUCGAAGUAUGAAGCAGUUAAAUGUGAAGUCAGUGCAGAGGUGUGGUGUGACAUUAAAAGCAGCUUUACCCACAACGAACUUAUGAUAAUCCCAUGUCUUUCCAGUGAGUUACUUAUUCUAGUGGGUGAAAAAGAAGUUGUGAAGAAUGUUGAAAAAGAACUGAAGAUUCUGAUAGAAAAAACCACCAGAAAAAUUGAAAGAGAAAAGCAAAGCACUGAAGAAAUAGUGGAAAUGGGUCCAGGGGACUAUGCAAUUUUACAGAGUGCUGGUUUUGAAGACAAAAUCCGUACGGAGUUCCCAGCCCUGCAGAUAAGUUUUGAUCGUUUGCAGAAGAUAGUUAACCUGUGUGGACUGCCUGAGGAAGUUUACAAAGUGAAAGGGGAAAUGCUGGACAAUAUACGCAAAAUGGCAAAGAAAACGGUUAAUAUCCACCCCAAUCUUUUGCAGUUUUUAGCACAUAUUGAUAAUGAAACCCUGUCACAGAGCCUGCUGAUGUCAAAACAAGUUAGUGCCUUUUAUGAGCUUAGCAAAGAAGCUAUCCUCCUGAAAGGGAGUACUCCUGAAGAUCUUUCCAAAGCAGAAGAAAUAAUAAAGAAGGAACUGGACUACAAAAACAUUGCUUUGGAGAAUAGAUCUGUACUCCAGAGAGAGGAAUGGAAGAUGCUUGUUGAGCAAAACUGUUCUAAUGGAGAUGUAACAGUCACUGAGGCAGAGAGUCAGGUCAUCAUUGCUGGCUGUUCUCAAGCCGUAGCAGAAGCCUUUGAGGAGCUUUUUAACUUUAUAGAUGAAAACACAGAAGUAAUAGAGGUCAUUGGAGGGAAGCCCAUGGUGGUCAUUAUGUUUGCUGAGAAAGAGAAGAGCAGUGUUUGGGGUGACUUAAAGAAUAAAGGUGUGAAAGUUAGCUUCACCACAGAGAAGAAAUGCAGAGUUAUAUCCUUGAGUGGGCCAAGAAGAGAAGUGCUGAAGGGAGUUGCCUUAGUUGAGGAAAUUCUGUCUGGCCUGCAUCAUAAGCGUGUGGUAAUUGAAAAGCCAGGAGCCAAGUCAUGCUUCAAAGAGCGAGAAGACUUUUUUGCUGCCAGUGUAAAUCAGAACUUUAAGUGUCUAGUCAGGCUGGAAGAGGAACCAGAGGAACAUCUGGAAGGAAAACAGGAACAUAGUAACAUAGGCAAGUCCUAUAUGCGGGUGACCGUAGGUAAAACUGCAAUAGUGGUUUAUAAAGCUGACUUGUGCACUCAUCCUGCUGAUGUUGUGGUAAAUGCAGCUAAUGAAGACUUAAAACAUGUUGGAGGCCUGGCUGCUGCACUGUUAAAGGCAGCUGGUCCAGAACUGCAGCAGGAGUGUGAUGAGCUGGUGAGAAAGAAAGGAAUUUUUCACCCUGGGUUUGCAGUUGUCACAGGUGCUGGGAAACUCCCCUGCAAGAAUGUCAUCCAUGCUGUGGGGCCCAGGUGGAGGCAGAAUGAACCAGAUAAGUGUGUGUUCUUGUUGAAGAAGGCAGUGAAGAAAAGCUUACAGCUAGCUGAAACACUUAAUCAUCAUUCCAUAGCCCUUCCUACUGUAAGUGGAGGGAUUUUUGGCUUCCCUCUAGAACUGUGUACGUAUUCAAUUGUGUCCUCCAUCAGGGAGACCUUGGAAGAAUCUAUGGGGGAGAGCAGCUUGAAGGAGAUUCAUCUUGUGGAUAUUGUACAGAAUAACAUUGAGGCUUUCAUAAAGGCACUGAGAGAAGUGUUUUCAGAUAGUUCAUCUUCCUACAAGUCAGAGCAGCAGCCUAAGAAGAGCAAAAUUUCUCCCAAAGGUGAGAAGUUCGCCUUGGUAACAACUGAGGAAGGCCUUCACAUUACGCUGGAAAAAGGAAGCAUCGAAGAUGCUAAAACGGACGUUGUUGUCAUCAGUGUUCCCCAAGACCUCCAGCUUGAUAAAGGGCCACUUGCUAAAGCUUUGCUACGCAAGGCAGGGCCAAUGCUUCAGAAAGGCUUAAAGGAAGAAGGCCAAAAGAAAGCACUUGUGGAAGGAUCCGUGUUGAAAACAGAAGGUUAUAAUUUAGAUUGCACUGUUGUUCUUCAUGCUGUUGUACCUGCGUGGUCCAAGAAACACCCAUCUUUAAAGGUCUUGGGCAACGUCAUCACAGAAUGCCUGGAGAUUGCUGAGGAACUAUCUUUAAAGUCAAUUACUUUCCCAGCAAUUGGGACAGGAAAUUUAGGAUACCCAAAGCCUCUUGUUGCUGAAUUACUGUUUGACAAGGUGCUUGAAUUCAGUAGUAAAAAUGGAAUGCAGUCUCUUGAGGAAGUUAAUUUUAUGUUGUAUCCAGAAGACACAGAUAGUAUCGAGGAAUUUUCAGCUGAGAUUCAGAAGAGGUGUGAAAAUAAUGUAGAUGUUGAGGAGGAAGAGACUUCUCCAAAGAAGGCUUUCCAAGGCACAGCUUUCUCUGAUACUUCUUCAGGCCCAGCACAGAAAGCACAUGAAAUGACAAUUGGCUCGGUCAUGUUCCAGGUGGCAGAAGGCGAUAUUACCAAGGAAGAGGCAGAUGUCAUUGUAAACAUAACAAACAAAACUUUCAGCCUCAAAAUAGGUGUUUCUAAAGCAAUUCUGAAUGGUGCUGGAAAAGCAGUUGAAGGUGAAUGUGCUCAAGCCUCACAGUCUAACAAGAGCUUUAUCAUCACCCAAGCAGGAAACUUGCCAUGCAAAAAAAUAAUUCAUUUUGUUGCCCAAAAUGAUAUCAAGAAUCUAGUCUCCAGAGUGCUUGAGGAGUGUGAAUUACAGCAGUACACCUCUGUCACCUUCCCAGCAAUUGGAACAGGUGAGGCAGGCCGUGACCCAGCUGAAGUAGCAGACAACAUGAUAGAUGCAGUAGCUGACUUUGCAAGAAAUAACUCUGCUCCAUCACUGACAACCAUUAAAGUUGUCAUCUUUCAGCCACAUCUGAUGAGUGUAUUCCAUAAAAGCAUGCAGAAAAGAGAAGGUUUUGUCAAAACAGCCAAAGCAUUCUUUUCCAAGCUUACAUCAUUCUGGGGCUCUGAGAAGGAGAAAAACUUCUCCCCAAAGGAAAAAAAAAAAUCCCAGAAGAAAAGAGCUAAAAUAGUUCUGAAGAAUAAAAUCGAGCCGGCUGUGGUGCAGAUCUGUGGUGAAAACAAAAAUCAAGUGGAAGAAGCCGAGAAAUGGUUGAAAGAGGCAAUUUUAAAGGAACAGUUUGAAAUAGAAAUCACAGAUGAGUCUAUCCUUCAUUUUGGUGAAGCGCAGAGUGAGGAGCUGCAUAAGAUACAAGAGGAGUUAAAAGUUGCUAUUGAUGUGGAUAGGACUGUUAUUCGAAUUUCAGGUAUUGAGAAGGCUGUCUGGAUAGCUUAUUCAAAUAUUAAAGAAAUGAUCCAGAUGGUAAAAGCUGCUGAACAGGAAGAGAAAAGUGCCAAACUUCUACAGAACGUAAUAGAAUGGAAAUACCUAAAAGAUGAUUCCUAUGUGCGCUUCGACGUUCUCACAAAUAAGCGCUUGGAAGAUGCUUUCCAACAACAGCAGAAAGCUGUUGCAGUCAUCAUUGAUGGGAAAACAUACAUAGUGAAUACAAAAAUGAAGUGUGCUCUGGAUGAAAAAGAAAAUGUUAUAUCCAUUACACGUGUUGAUAAAUCUGAAGAUCAAGAGUCAACAGUGCUCCCUGAAACAUGGGAUGAUAUGCAGAGCCAGCGACUCAAAAUAGUGGAACUAAAACCAUCAACAGAAGAAUAUAGAGAUGUGCGGGCAAGGUUUAUGGAGACCUGUCCAACAUUCCAAAUUGUAAAGAUUGAAAGAAUACAGAACCAAUAUUUAUGGAAGGUCUACCAAAUAAAAAAGUGUGAAAUGGAUAAAAAGAAUGGCAACAGAAUUAACGAGAGGCAUCUGUUUCAUGGGACAAGCUGGGAGUCGAUAGUCUUCAUUAACGACAAGGGAUUUAACCGGAGCUAUGCUGGCAUGCAUGCUGCAAACUUCGGAAACGGAACGUACUUUGCUGUUGAUGCCAGCUACUCUGCCCAUGACACCUACUCCAAACCAGAUGCCGGUGGGAAGAAGUACAUGUACUUGGCUCGAGUCCUUGUUGGAGAAUAUUCUCAGGGGGUAAAAGGAUCGAUUACUCCAGCGGCAAAAGACCCUAAUAACUCUGUAGAUCUGUUUGAUAGUUCAACUGAUAAUGUGUACAAGCCAUCCAUGUUCAUCAUAUUUCAUGACGUUCAAGCUUACCCAGAAUACCUUAUCACUUUCACUAAAUAAGCAUUUUGAUUGCAGCCAAGAUCACACAUCUUAGAAGUCUGUGGAGGGCAGAAACACAAGAAAUUCAAUAACCGAUACAAUAAAUAGCUUUAUGAAGACUUUUCUUAAAGCCUGUUUACAUUUAAGCAACUUCUGGCAGUUUUGUAGAGUACCUAAAGAGGCUGCUGCUUUACACUUGGAGUAGCUGAUGGUAUUUACUUAGUCUUAAAGGUAGAGUAAUACUAAUACAGUAUACUAGGAAGGGGGGAGGGCUGGCAGGCACUUGGAAGGGAUCUUUAAGCCUCUCAUUGUCCAACAGUGCCUUUCUGAUGACUUCUUACACUCUCUACAGUACAGUCUAUAUUUGAAUUAUGAUACAGUGAUUUUCAAUAAACUAAUUGUAGUUAA